CUUAUUAUUUCCUCCUUCACAUCUGUCCCUGUGAGAGUAUAGAAGGAACAAUUGGAAUGCACCUCUCGAUAUGAUGGGUGCGAUGCCCAUGUGGCCAAACGCAGUGAGAUCCUGUUGCAUGUCAUGAGUGUGAAUAAAAUUCUAUCAAGGAUUGAAAAUGCUACAACAACAGAGGCCGCCUAUGAGGCCCAGCAGAUGCUCAAGACUGUGUACCAUCGGCUCAGAUCACGGAAGAAGCUGACAGAGAGCUAUGACCUGCUCCAACAAGGUGCUCGCCUUCAGCUGAAAGGUGAUCAGCUGACAUGUGGAAGCGAGCUGGCCCUUCUCCUGAUACACGAUCUUGAGGCAGAUGGCUUUAAGCUGUCAGAGUUGCAUCGCAUCACCGACCUUCUCGAGUGCAUCAGGAAGCCAUACACAGAGAGCAGGGACAGCCCAGAGAUAAAGGAAGCAACCAAGAUCACAAGCGCUGCCAUACGAUGGGUGAAGAAGAUGGGAGAUGAGGAGGCUGCCAAAAAGCUGCACAGCACGCUGGCAGCGCUGAUCUGCAAGUGUCAGGGCGCAGAGGGGCUGCUGGCAGCCAGCGAGCACUUCAGCCGCGGUGAUGACCCCGCAGCCUUCGCAGCCUACCUUGCAGAUGUCUCGAGCAAAGGGUCCCACAGCGAGCACGACCUCAUCCUAACCCGCGCUGUCCUGCAGGUUUUGGCAGUGGGCAGGGCGAGCCAGCUGGAUAUGCAGCUGGCAUUUGCCAGAGAGCUGAUGGGGGGCUUCAGCAACAGAACUGCAUCAGCUGCAGCCUCUAUAUCCACCCCACUCACCCACUUCCUGGAGUUCCUGCUGCAGGCUCUGGAUGGGCGCUCGCUGUCGCUGCUGGAACUGCUGCAAAAGGAGUAUAGCCACAGCCUGGCGCGCGACCCUGAUCUGGGCGAGAUGCUGGAGACUGUCAAGCAGACGUACUUCCCCUCGAUGGGGGGCCAGGGCAUGAGCAGUCUGCUGGGCAACAUCUUCCAGAUGAUAAGCACUGCAGAGCCACCCGCCUAGGGGCUUGUUAGUACAAGUAAAUAUGGUGCAGCUUGUGACAUUGGGCAGCCAAUGGAGCACAUGAGAACUGUGGGUUGAGACUGUUCUUGAAGUGAGGCGUAGUGCUCCAUUGCUGGUUGGGGCGUCUUCUGGAGUAGCAUCUGUGCGUGCUGCUGGACAUGUUACAAUCUGAGUGUCCUUCUGGGCCCAGAAGGCUGAAUACACAUAAGGAAAGAAGCUGCUGCGGAUGCCAUACGUAAGUAUACUAAGUGGUUAUUAGGAGCAAGGGCUAGAUAAGGGUGAUGUUGCCACCAUGAUACCACAGACCGUACCAGGAUGAAUGCUCAGCAUCAGGCUGACAUUCUGUUUAUGCCAUAAACUUUAUGGAGCUCGACUAGGUCUGCUUGCCAGGUUUAACAUCCCCUGGACUUGAGCCAUAAAGUCAGUGUUGAGAUUUGCUGC
Coccomyxa subellipsoidea C-169 is the source of this 1479-nucleotide messenger RNA. RefSeq lists its product as hypothetical. NCBI's taxonomy places the organism in Eukaryota, Viridiplantae, Chlorophyta, Trebouxiophyceae, Coccomyxaceae. The record is from RefSeq and is a predicted model, not a curated record. Bases 124 to 1038 code for a protein of 304 amino acids. Gene Ontology annotation, molecular function: protein binding. Gene Ontology annotation, cellular component: cytosol. Gene Ontology annotation, biological process: protein insertion into ER membrane. The transcript is spliced from 5 exons.